Messenger RNA from Haliotis rubra (blacklip abalone), 2622 nucleotides. Its product is annotated as phytanoyl-CoA dioxygenase domain-containing protein 1-like. The record is from RefSeq and is a predicted model, not a curated record. The coding region runs from base 46 to 831 and encodes 261 amino acids. NCBI's taxonomy places the organism in Eukaryota, Metazoa, Mollusca, Gastropoda, Lepetellida, Haliotidae. The transcript is spliced from 4 exons.
CACAUAUCACACUCCGUUUACAAGCGGCCGACUAAACUACUAACGAUGACCGAUGUUCAAAACGUGGCCGAUUUUGUCAAUACCAACGGCUACAUAAGCGGCUUGUCCGUUCUCAACGAAGAAGAGACGUUGGAGUUGAGGAAGAAUUUCAACGAUUUUGAAAAAAAUAUUGGCAAGGAGAAUGCCCAGUACAACCUCCACAACGUACACGUGGAACACCCCUGGGUGCUGAAGGUGGCUACAAAACCCUCCGUCCUCAAGCCACUGAAGGAGAUCCUUGGUCCCAACCUCAUACUCCUCGACUCCAGGUUUAUCUGCAAAUACCCCAACGAGGAGGUGCCCCAGAGCGACGGCUCUGAAGCAUUCGUUGCUUGGCAUCAGGAUGUCAGGUACUGGGGCGUCGAAGGAGACGUUAUCAGCGUGUGGCUGGCUGUUGAUGACGCUGACGAGGAGAACGGCUGCAUGAUCGUCAUUCCAGCAACACACAAGAGCGGAAUCCUGCAGCAUGACCAAUCAGAUGCCAAGGGUAACCUGCUCACCUCCAACCAGGAGAUCCCUCCGCACUUGUACGACGAAACAAAGGCCGUUCCCUGUCCACUCAAAGCUGGCCAGAUGUCCCUCCACCACGGCCACAUCGUACACGGCAGCAGACCCAACAGAUCAAACCGACGUCGCUGCGGCUUCGUCAUCCGUUACAUAGCAACCACAGCUUAUCCAAUCGUUGACGAAGCUCGUCCCCGGAAGUUCGCCACAACCGUGUUGCUUUCUGGGACUGACGAGCACAAGAAUUUCGAGGACCAUGCCCCUGCCUGGUUCGAUUGGAGAGAAUAAGAUGUCAGCUACAUUUCCUUGUGUUGGUGAUAAUGUGCUAAGAUUUAUGUAUUUUGGUUGUGGUGUAAUAUUUCAUCAUAGCACCAUAGCGCCUCAACCGUUCGUCAAAAUUUUAGAUUACAGUAAUGUAUUGGUGUGAUCUAUAGUUGGUUCAUUGUCAAAAACAUUACUGCGACUGUAAAUGUCAAAAUAUUUUCAUUCAUGUAAGCAAAUCAUAUACCAACCAUUAAUUUUCUGAACUGUUUGUCAGUGAAACACACAAUGCCAAACAGACACAUAUUUAUGCUCAUUUUUUGACAAGCAUAUUCGUAUCGUUCAAAGCUAAACCUUACAUGUAAUACCUAAAAAAUAUUAUACAUCCCUAUCGAAAGUCGGAUACUACUAUAGUGGGGUUCAACCGUCCUCUCUCACCCAGUCGCUAUGAUGUCCUCGAGUUAAAAUCAGAUUUAACCAGUCACCACUGGAAGUAACCAACCAAAUAAAAAUAAAAAACUCUUUUCAGUCCAAAAGUCUUCUUGACAUUUUCAGGAAUGUUAUCUAGCAGUCGACGUGGAUUGGCUGCGAUCCACAAACAAACACGAUGAUUCAUAUGUCAGCUCGACACAGAAAUGGUUUACUGUAAUUCAAUGCUCAUCUUCUGACUCGAAUAGCAGCCAUUGGACGGCUUCAUCUAAAAAAAUCAUGAACUAUUUUUAUCGGAAUGCUUAGGAAAAGAGGUGUCACAUGAGUGUUUAAUGUUUAUUAUUCAUCAGUGUGUAUGGAGAGUGAAUGUGUCGUAUAUAUGUGAAUGCCCCAGUGAAUGUGAACCAUAAAGAGUGAAUAGUCAUAAUGCGAAUAACUAUGUAAAAGGUGUAUAACCGGACUGGGUUUUGUGUGUGCAUGUCUGUGAUGUAUAGGAAACCGUACCAGGAAAAACCCGACUGUUUACAUAUGACGAGCCAAUAGGACCUUUCCGUCGCCACAAACAAUGUUAUAAUCACAACUAUCAAGUAUUUGAAAUUAUUGCACGAGUUGACAAAUCCAUAUUUCUCUUCUUCUUUCUUUUUUAAAUUUUUAUUCCUGUAGACAUAUUAUAUGAUCAAGAUGUAUUAUCAUAUACAUCUAUUAUAUAUAUGCCAUACCAAAACCCCAUUUCUGAUAUAUAUUUACUUAGUGUAAUGAAGUUCGAAACAAAAAUAUUUGGUUCCAUUUUAAGAAAUGAAUUAAUUAGUGUGGUUCUUUAUACAAACUUCUUUGUAUCAUUGCUUGACAGAAACAACAGAAGUCGUGUGGCAAAUUGUCAAAGUAUCACUGAAAUGUUUUUAUUAAUACAACACAGUUUUAAAAAGGCUUAUAAUUAAUGCUGAAAUUUGGUUUUGUCUUGCGUUCUCGAAACCAAGUGUAUUGGUAGGUCGUGUUAUUUUCUGUUGAUAAGUUAUUUUGUUAGUUACCUACAGAAAAUUCCGUUAAUAGAAGCCCUCUUAUGGGAAAAUGUGUAUAUACAUGCACUGAUGAAUGCUUACCAUUCACUUCAUAAAGGGUAAGAAGAGGUUUGGCUUUUUCACAUGUUAAAAAUUGUUUGUUUAAAAAAAUGUGAUGGUAAAACAGCGUAAUAUAGAGAAUCUAAUAUAUGAAAGUACGUUAUUCAGUGGGCAAGUUUGACAGGGUAACUGAAUUUCCAAAGACAGCCAACGAUGUUAAUUGUUUACAUAACAUCAGUAUUGUAUGCUUCUAUACCCUUUCAUGACGUCAUGGAUGGUGUUUGUUCUUUGUAUUGUUUUGUUUUCUGAAAUAAAUAAAACAUUCUGUUUA